Messenger RNA from Pipistrellus nathusii (Nathusius's pipistrelle), 1203 nucleotides. NCBI's taxonomy places the organism in Eukaryota, Metazoa, Chordata, Mammalia, Chiroptera, Vespertilionidae. The record is from the annotation of a GenBank genome assembly.
AUGGCCGCGGUGGCCGUCCUCCGGAGCGACUCGCUGCAGGCCUUCCUCCAGGACCGCACCCCCAGCGCCUCCCCGGACCUGGGCACGCACUCCCCCCUGGCGCUGCUCGCCGCCACCUGUAGCCGCCUUGGCCAGCCGCCGGGCGCCGCGGCGGCCCCGGACUUCCUGCAGGUGCCCUACGACCCGGCGCUGGGCUCGCCCUCCCGGCUCUUCCACCCGUGGGCCUCCGACAUGCCGGCGCACUCGCCGGGCGCGCUGCCGCCCCCGCACCCCAGCCUGGGGCUGACGCCGCCGCAGAAGACGCACCUGCAGCCGUCGUCCUUCGGGGCGGCGGCGGCGCACGAGCUGCCGCUCACCCCGCCGGCCGACCCCUCGUACCCUUACGAGUUCUCACCCGUCAAGAUGCUGCCCUCCAGCAUGGCGGCGCUGCCCGCCAGCUGCGCGCCCGCCUACGUGCCCCCCUACGCCGCCCAGGCCGCGCUGCCGCCCGGCUACUCCAACCUGCUGCCCCCGCCGCCGCCGCCGCCCACGUGCCGGCAGCUGUCCCCCAACCCGGCCCCCGACGACCUCCCAUGGUGGAGCAUCCCGCAGGCGGGCGCCGCGCCGGGCGCCGCCGGGGUCCCGGGGGGCGGCCUGUCCGGAGCCUGUGCCGGCGGGCCCCACGCGCCCCGCUUCCCCGCCGCCGCGGCCGCCGCAGCCGCCGCCGCCGCCCUCCAGCGGGGCCUGGUGCUGGGCCCGUCGGACUUCGCGCAGUACCAGAGCCAGAUCGCCGCGCUGCUGCAGGCCAAGGCCCCCCUGGCGGCCGCGGCCAGGAGGUGCCGCCGCUGCCGCUGCCCCAACUGCCAGGCGGCGGGCGGCGCGCCCGAGCCGGAGCCCGGCAGGAAGAAGCAGCACGUGUGCCACGUGCCGGGCUGCGGCAAGGUGUACGGCAAGACGUCGCACCUGAAGGCGCACCUGCGCUGGCACACGGGCGAGCGGCCCUUCGUGUGCAACUGGCUCUUCUGCGGCAAGAGCUUCACGCGCUCGGACGAGCUGCAGCGGCACCUGCGGACCCACACGGGCGAGAAGCGCUUCGCCUGCCCCGAGUGCGGCAAGCGCUUCAUGCGCAGCGACCACCUCGCCAAGCACGUGAAGACGCACCAGAACAAGAAGCUCCGGGCGGCGGAGGCCGGCGUCAAGCGGGAGGACCCGCGGGAUCUGUGA